This is a messenger RNA of Rotaria sp. Silwood1, 2841 nucleotides long. Lineage: Eukaryota; Metazoa; Rotifera; Eurotatoria; Philodinida; Philodinidae. The record is from the annotation of a GenBank genome assembly.
AUGGUGAUUUUAUUUACAUCAACUAGUCUUGUUCAUGGAGCAACAAUUUUAACUCAAUAUAAUGCUUCAUCAAUAUCAUCUUCUAAGACCUGCUCAAAAAUUCGUUCGAAUUGUACACAAGAUGGUUUAAUUAUUCCUCUAUGGCGUCCUCAAGAAGAUAUAUCAAUUGGUGAUCGUAUAUCACGUGCGAUUGUUUAUCUAUUAGCACUCAUUUAUUUAUUUAUUGGUGUAGCUAUUAUAUCAGAUCGUUUUAUGGCAUCUAUUGAAGUAAUAACAUCACAAAAACGUGAAAUUCGAAAAAAAAAUCCCGAUGGUACAAUAUCUAUAACAACGGUAUCAAUAUGGAAUGAAACUGUAUCAAAUUUAACUUUAAUGGCAUUAGGUUCAUCAGCACCUGAAAUUCUUUUAUCAAUUAUUGAAGUUGUUGGAAAAAAUUUUCAAAGUGGAGAUCUUGGUCCAGGUACAAUUGUUGGUUCAGCAGCAUUUAAUUUAUUUGUUAUUAUUGCUAUAUGUAUUAUGUCUAUACCAACCGGUGAAAUUCGUCGUAUAAGACAUUUACGUGUAUUUUUUGUUACAACAGCAUGGUCGAUUUUUGCUUAUAUAUGGUUAUGGGCAAUUGUAGCUAAAAUUUCUCCUGGUUAUAUUGAAGUAUGGGAAGGAACAUUAACAUUUUUAUUUUUUCCAUUAACCGUUUUUUCGGCAUAUAUUGUUGAUACAAAAGUUGGUCAAUUUAUACGUAUACGUAUAACAGCACGAAAACAAGUUUUACAACUUGAUAAUCAUACAACACCACCAUUACCUCUAACUAUUGAUACAACAGGUGGUAUGGAUGAUAGUGAACAAAAAAGUAUGAUUGAUGGUACAGUAAAAAAUUCAACAACACCAAGUACAAAUGAUUUAUAUGGAAUUAAAGCAAAUUCAAUGAAAAAAUCUAUAUCAGGUGGUAUAUUUGAUCAGUUAGGUAGUACAAUAGGUGGUUUAGAUGAAACAACAAUAACCGAUCAUAUUGAAGCACAACGUAGACAAGAAUUUAUUGAUAUAUGGCGUGAAUUACGUAAACAACAUCCAAACACUGAUAUGCAAACGUUAAAUGAUAUGGCUGCUGUUGAAAUGAUGAAACGUGUACCGAAAUCUCGAGCAUACUAUCGUAUUCAAGCAACAAAACGUUUAGGUGGUGGUGGUGGAAAUAUGAAAAAAAAAAUAUUAGAAAAAUUAAACGAACCUAGUCAAACAAUAUCAUCAGAAAAACAACAAUUAAUUAGUGAUGCAACAUCACAUAUAAGUAAAAUACAUUUUGAACCAAAUCAUUAUACAGUUUUAGAAAAUGCUGGUUAUGUGACAUUACAUGUUUUACGUACAGAUGGAAAUUUAAGAAAUACUGUUUAUGUUGAUUAUAUGACAGAAGAUGGUACAGCAACACAUGGAGCUGAUUAUGAACCUGCUGAAGGUACUUUAAUUUUUUAUCCAAUGGAAACACAUAAACAAAUUCAAGUGAAAAUUAUUGAUGAUGAAAUUUUUGAAGAAGAUGAACAUUUCUCAGUUAAAUUAAGUAAUCUUAAAAUAAAAGAUAAUCAAGGACGUUUAACACCAGGUGCAUUUGAUAGAAGUGUUCAAUUAGUUGAACCAUCAACAGCUGUUGUUAUGAUUAUUGAUGAUGAUCAUUCUGGAAUGUUUGUAUUUGAUAAUGAUGAAGCAGUUGUUGUAGAAUCAGAUCGUUUUAUUGAAGUUAAAGUUUUACGUACGUCUGGUGCUCGUGGUCGUGUACGUUUACCAUAUUCAACUCACGAUGAAACAGCUUUACAUGGAAGAGAUUAUAUUGAAAAUAUGGGUGAAGUUAUAUUUGAAAAUAACGAAAAUGAAAAGACAAUAACAAUUGAAAUAAUUGAUCGUGAUCAAUAUCAACGUAAUGAAACAUUUCUUGUUCGAUUAGAUGAACCAACAUUAAUCAAAGAUGAAGAUGUAGCAAACGAUUCAGAUAUGACUGAAGAAGAAAGAUUAAUUGCUGAUUUAGGUAAACCUAAAUUAGGUGAAAAACAUACAAUUCGUAUUCGAAUUCGUGAAAGCAAAGAAUUUAAAAAUGCUGUUGAUAAAGCAUUAUAUAAAGCUAAUACGGCUAUACUUGUUGGUACGUCAACAUGGUUAGAACAAUUUAAACAAGCAUUUAGUGUUACAGAUGAUGACGAUGAUGUUGUGGAAGCAGGUGGUUCAAAUGCUGAUGAUGAAAAAUCUGCAACAUGUAAAGAUUAUAUGUUACAUUAUAUAUCAUUUUUUUGGAAAUUUUUAUUUGCUUUUGUUCCACCAACAAGUAUUGCUGGUGGAUGGGUUUGUUUUUGUGUAUCAAUUUUAAUAAUUGGUGCAUUAACUGCUGUUAUUGGUGAUUUAGCAGCGCAUUUUGGUUGUACUAUUGGCCUUACAGACACAAUGACAGCAAUUGCUUUUGUUGCUUUAGGAACAUCAUUACCGGAUACAUUUGCAUCAAAAGUUGCUGCUGAACAUGAUAAAUAUGCGGAUAGUUCAAUAGGAAAUGUUAAUGGUUCAAAUGCUGUUAAUGUCUUUUUAGGUAUUGGUUUACCAUGGGCUAUGUCAGCAUGGUAUCAUUAUUUUAAAAGAACAAAAUUUGAAGUUGAAAAAGGUUCAUUAGCAUUCAGUGUAACUGUAUUUUGUUCGUUUGCAGGUGUUGCUAUAGUUAUUUUAUUGAUUAGACGUUUAAAAAUUUUUGGUGGAGGAGAAUUAGGUGGCCCAUUGAAAUAUCGUCUUAUAUCAAGUUCGAUAUUUCUUUUACUUUGGAUUUUUUAUUUAAUAUUGAGUGGCCUUGAAAAUUAUUGUCAUAUUAAUGUUUAA